AUGGGACGUCUAUGGCGGUUGCAGCAUUUAAAUUUGACCUACAAUUCCUUUGUCGGGAAAAUUCCAUCUAAUCUCACUCACUGUAAGGAACUUACAGUAAUUGAAGCAUCUGGCAACAACUUGGUAAGAGAGAUUCCAGAGCAGCUUAGCUCAUUGUCGAAGUUGGUUGUCUUUGGUUUUGGGGGGAAUAAUCUUACAGGAAACAUUCCGACAUGGAUAGGGAACUUCUCUUCUCUGGUUGGCCUUUCACUUGCCGUGAAUAAUUUUGUCGGAAACAUACCAAAUGAGCUCGGACGGCUUUCAAGCUUGGGCUUUUUUCAACUUUAUGGCAAUUAUCUUUCGGGUACAAUCCCUUCUUCAAUUUAUAAUCUCUCUUCUAUAUACUACUUCUCUGUUGCUCAAAACCAGCUUCAUGGCCAAUUACCACAAGAUAUUGGCCUGACGCUCCCUAAACUAAGAGUGUUUGCUGGUGGUGUUAACAAUUUUACAGGGGUGUUUCCUGUGUCAUUGUCAAAUGUUUCUGGACUUCAAGUGCUUGAUUUUGCUCAAAACAGUCUCACUGGAAAUAUUCCCAGGAAUCUAAAGAACUUGCUAAGCUUAUAUAGACUCAAUUUUGAUGAAAAUAACUUGGGACAUUGGGAAAUUGAUGACUUGAAUUUUCUUAGUUCUUUGGCUAACUGCACCAGUUUAGAGGUUUUGGGUCUGGCACAAAAUCAUUAUGCAGGAGAAUUGCCCAGCUCCAUAGGUAACCUUUCAACCAAUUUACAAAUAUUCACUAUAGGAAGGAAUCUGAUUCAUGGAAGCAUUCCUGUUGGGAUUGAGAACCUAGUUAACUUGUACAGUCUGGGAUUGGAAGGUAACCAUCUGAGUGGAAUUGUUCCAUCUGCAAUUGGGAAACUGCAAAAUUUAGGAGAAUUGAAUUUGAAUGCUAACAGAUUCUCUGGAUCAAUCUCACCCUUCAUAGGGAACUUGACUAGAUUGUCUAGGCUUUCGGAGGAAAACAGAUUUGAGGGUAGCAUACCUGAAAGUCUGGGGAACUGCAAAAAUCUUCAAAACUUAAACCUCUCGAGUAAUAAUCUUAAUGGAAACAUACCCAAACAGGUCAUUCUGAUAUUUAAUUUCCAAGAUCAGAUAACAGGAAUUUAUCUCUAA
Molecule: messenger RNA, 1152 nt
Organism: Manihot esculenta (cassava)
Lineage: Eukaryota; Viridiplantae; Streptophyta; Magnoliopsida; Malpighiales; Euphorbiaceae
Product: LRR receptor-like serine/threonine-protein kinase EFR
Exons: 1
Coding region: 1-1152 (383 amino acids)
Molecular function (GO): protein binding
Source: RefSeq, a predicted model, not a curated record